Messenger RNA from Fraxinus pennsylvanica, 300 nucleotides. The record is from the annotation of a GenBank genome assembly. NCBI's taxonomy places the organism in Eukaryota, Viridiplantae, Streptophyta, Magnoliopsida, Lamiales, Oleaceae.
AUGGAAGAUCGCAAGGAGAAGACUGCACCAUGGCUAUCUGUGCCACAAUUUGGGGACUGGGACCAGAAGGGAGCAGUGCCUGACUACUCCGUGGACUUCUCAAAAAUCAGAGAAAUGAGGAAGCAAAACAAGAGGGAUCCAUCAAGAGCCAGUCUUGGAAAUGAAGAGGAGCUCAUCUCAUCGACUGCUAGAGUUUCAAACACAAACAAUAACGGCCAUCACCACGACUACCAUCAAAAUCACUCUCCAACUUCGAGAAGGAGCUUCUUCAGCUACUUCAACUGCUGCGUGAAGGCCUGA